Penicillium nucicola is the source of this 396-nucleotide messenger RNA. RefSeq lists its product as uncharacterized. The record is from RefSeq and is a predicted model, not a curated record. NCBI's taxonomy places the organism in Eukaryota, Fungi, Ascomycota, Eurotiomycetes, Eurotiales, Aspergillaceae. The transcript has a single exon. The coding region runs from base 1 to 396 and encodes 131 amino acids.
AUGGACACAAAAUGCGAUCACUUCGUGCGUAUUCUGCGCAGUCAAAUAAACAACCUAAGGCACUACCCAGGUCGCCGUCAUAACCUAGAGCGUCAUGAUUUACAGGCCCCUAGCUUUUCCUCAAAUCAUCGCCCGAGAAUCAUUGAGCAGCUGGAAGAAGUUCACCGCGAGGUGAAGGAGCUUAUGACCACUACUGCCGAUGCGAAACCUACUAACCUUCAAAAUCUCUGCGCGAGUAUCAUGCCAGUACUUCCUUCAUUGAUACGUACUCUGAAAUCUAUUUCAAUAGAAGACCACAAGGUUGCCUUUGACCUCGAGCGCCUUCUCACUCAUGCUGAGGCAGUGAACGUUAACAACAAAAACAUAGGGCCAACAGUCGUCUUUCUACCUUUCUGA